AUGGAUUUAAGGAACUUAUCAGCCACUCCUAAUCAAUUAGAUCCUGUAAUGCAUCGUCGUCCCUCAUUAUCUUCAUUAUCUUCCACUUCAGGUUAUGCAUCUUCUUCUUAUGGAGGAGGUGGUGGCGGUGGUGGAGGAACCACUCCAGGUCAUAACAGCGGUAAUGGUGGAGCCAAUAGUGGAAGUAAUAGCAAUAAUAACCCAGGCAGUAAUGGAAAUACUACUCCUCAAUUAUCAAUGCAAAGAUUAUCUAUUGGGUCAAGAAAUAAUCUUAAUUUACAAAAUUCUUGGUUACAAACUCAAUCUAAUCCUACCAAUGUAGCACCAUGGGUUGAACAACAACAACAGCAACAACAAUUAGAUACUUCAAAAUCAUCCAACAAUAAUAAUAACACUACAUCUACUCAUGCUACCAGUGGAAAUUCAACUAAUUUAUCAUCAGGUAAUAAUUCUAAUUCAGGAUUACAAUCAACUCCAAACAUCACUAUUAAAAGAGGAACUGAAGAUGGAGAUAUUGAUGCCGAUGAUGAAGAUGAUGAUGACGUUAUUCCAACAGCUAUUGUAAUUAAAAAUAUCCCUUUUGCCAUCAAAAAGGAACAAUUAUUAGAUGUUAUGACUAAAUUAAAUUUACCAAUUCCUUAUGCAUUUAAUUAUCAUUUUGAUAAUGGCGUAUUCCGUGGUUUAGCAUUUGCAAAUUUUACUUCAACUGAUGAAACCUCCUUAGUUGUAAAUCAAUUAAAUGGUAGAGAAAUUGGUGGUAGAAAAUUAAGAGUUGAAUAUAAGAAAAUGUUACCGGUACAAGAACGUGAAAGAAUUGAAAGAGAAAAAAGAGAAAAGAGAGGUCAAUUAGAAGAACAACAUCGUUCAACUUCAAAUGCUUCUUUAGCUUCAUUAAUCUCAGCUGCUUCAACUACAGCUGCUACUAAGAAUUUAAGUAGUAUUAAUGGUGGUGGAAUUGGUGGUGGUAGUGGAGGAGGUGGUAAUGGUAUAUUAUCAAAUUCAAAUACUACAGAACGCUUAUUUAUAAAUUUACCAUCUAAUACCGGUAAUUUCUUACCUACUCCGCCAUUGGAAUUAAACUUUAAUGAUCCUGAAACUUUGGAUAUUUAUACUCAAUUGAUUUUAUAUCGUGAUGAUAUUGUAAAAUCAGUAUUUGAAUUAGCUAUAUCACCAUCAAGUUUAAAUCUUCAACAACGGAAGAUUUUAUCCAUUUUAUGUAAUUUCUUAAGUUUAUUAGAAUUAUUUGAUAAUGGUAUUAUUAUAAUUAGAAGAAAACCAGGUUAUAUUCCUCCUCAAUCAAAUCUUUUCACAUCUCCUCAACAACAACAACAAUUACAUACUGGUCCAUCUCAUUCAUCUUCCAUGAUGAAUUUAAAUCAAUUGGGUCAAUUAAGUGGUGGUGUAUUAGGGUUAGGUAAUUCAAUCCCAGGUCUUGGUAAUAAUAACAAUAACAAUAAUAAUAAUGGUCAAAUUCCAAUGCAUCCUGAAUUAUUAAGAUCUCAAUCUCAAUCUGCUAUACCAUUACCAAGAUUAAGACAACAAAAUUCUACUCCAAUUCAACAACAUUUCCCUCAAUAUCAAAACCAACCAUCCGGCGGCCAAAACCAGAAUCAAAACCAAAGCCAACAACAACAACAACAGCAGCAGCAACAGCAAUCAAAUCAACCAACUAGAAGUUAUUCCCAAUUUGGAUUAUACCAACAAACUACUGGAGGAGGUAAUCCAUCAGGAAGUACUGGUGGAUUAUCUGGUGGUAAUCCAAUUGCACCACCGGUCGUUACACCAACUAUGAUCUCAUCUAGUGCUGCUGCUUUAUUAAGAUCUUCCAAUAAUAGAUCAUAUGUUGAUGUUAGAGCUACACCACCAUUAAGUGCCAAUAAUCUUUAUUCCAAUCAACCACAACAACAACAAUCGACUCAAUUAGGAUCAUCUGCUUCCGUUACAAAUUCACCAACUCCACAACACCACCAUCAACAACAUCAUCACCAACAACAACAACAGCAUCUUAAUCAACCUAUCACCUUACCAUCUCAACAAUUACCACCAUCACAACCAGGUACACCAUCUGCAUCUAAUGAUAUUAAUUCCCGAUUCCAACCAUUUGGCCAACAUAGUCAAUUAGCUGGUAGUUUUACAUCAUUACAACAAACCAAUUCUACUGGUGGUGGAUUAGAUGAUUUCAGUGAUCCAAUGAUUAGUGGUAAAUUUAGUGGAUUAAAAUUAGGACCAACUAGUUCUACUGGAGGGAAUAAUAAUGGAGGUGGUAAUAAUGGUGGAAAUGGAAAUGGUCCAUUUGAUGGUAGUUCAGGAAUUUGGGGCCCUAAAUGA
Messenger RNA from Scheffersomyces coipomensis, 2328 nucleotides. It is a transcript of the gene PIN4, whose product is annotated as Pin4p. The record is from RefSeq and is a predicted model, not a curated record. Bases 1 to 2328 code for a protein of 775 amino acids. Gene Ontology annotation, molecular function: mRNA binding. The transcript has a single exon. Gene Ontology annotation, cellular component: nucleus; ribonucleoprotein complex; cytoplasm. Lineage: Eukaryota; Fungi; Ascomycota; Pichiomycetes; Serinales; Debaryomycetaceae.